AUGGCUCCAGCAAUUCGUUCUGCCAAUCCUGGCAACGGUUAUCCAAGCGCCCCUUCGUGUCUUUGUUCCAUACCACAGCGUGACAUCUCCUUCGGAGGAUGGUGGGGCCACACCCUCUUCCGACCCCUUUAUCAACAAGGGCCUGAACGUGAUGCGGUCCAUGUCGUGUUCACAGCCUACUCAACUGCGCACUACGUGCCGACCUUUGCGGAUGCAGCCGGUUUGGUGCGACAAGUGGGCAUGGGAGGGUUGCCACGCCUCAACCACUUCGUGGCGAUGUCCCCUGACAGGGCCGCAGAAGCGAAUGCCCUCGCCGUGCAGAGGUUCGAGGAUAGGCUACGGAGCGCGACGGACACCUACCGGGAAGCUGUUGCCGCCCUCAACGUAGCAAAGCAGAACCCAGACCAAGAGAAAGCGGUCCUCCGUGGCAUGAUGGCCCAGGUGGAGACGGUGCCCCUAGCAUCAUCGAAGGCGGCAGCUAAGGCGGAAGAGGAAGCCCACGACAAAUGCAGGGAGGAAGAGGCUGCCGAAAGAAAACGGAAGGAAGAGGUUGCUCAGGCCGAGGCGCGGGCUCGAUCACGGCAACGACAGGAGGGUUCGGGCGAUGGGGAUAAGGAUGGAGAGGCGGGGGUGUCUGGAGACAGAGGGGGCAGCGGGGGCAAGCCAUCCCGCAGCGGGCUCGACGAGAAGGAGCCUGGUGGAGGGGGCGGGAGCGAGAGAAGUGCCGCGCGGCAGGAGGGCAGUGAAGAUGGACCGGACAAAAGGGAGGGUAAGGAGGGCAUCAAACGUGGCAAAGGUGGUACACGGGGAUCGGAGGAGGGCGCCUGGAGGAAGCGACGGUAA
This is a messenger RNA of Ectocarpus siliculosus, 843 nucleotides long. Lineage: Eukaryota; Phaeophyceae; Ectocarpales; Ectocarpaceae. The record is from the annotation of a GenBank genome assembly.